AUGGAAGAAGUUGAUCCUCCAAGCCCAGAGAAUUCUGAUCAUGGAGGAGGAGGAAGCAACUCAUCAGACCAACAGAUUCAGACUCAAACCCAGAGGGUGAAGUCUUAUGACUGCAACUUUUGCAAGAGGGGUUUCUCUAAUGCACAAGCGCUUGGUGGCCAUAUGAACAUCCAUAGAAGAGAGAGAGCAAAGCUCAUAAAACCCUCCACCAUCAUCACCAACAAGAAGGAACCCAUGAGCUCUCUAUCUUUAGUAUUGGAGUCCAGUAAUAAUGAAAACAAGGCUUCUACACUAAGGCCGCAGCUCCAGUUGUUUGUGGAGAGACGACCAUCAAGCAGUGGUGAAAGGGAGACAAAGACGACCUCUGUGGAUUAUAAGGAAUUGGACUUGGAGCUUCGGCUGGGAUCUGAAUCCUGA
Telopea speciosissima is the source of this 417-nucleotide messenger RNA. Its product is annotated as transcriptional regulator TAC1-like. The record is from RefSeq and is a predicted model, not a curated record. NCBI's taxonomy places the organism in Eukaryota, Viridiplantae, Streptophyta, Magnoliopsida, Proteales, Proteaceae. The coding region runs from base 1 to 417 and encodes 138 amino acids. The transcript has a single exon.